AUGGCUUCAACCUCUGCCUUUCCUCAGCAUUCAAGCAGCAAAUCAAGCCCCUUGGAAAAUGAAGAAAGAAAAUGGAUGAUGCAUUACGUAGCCCCAAGCGACGUUGAUGUUAAGGAGGAAAUGUCACCUUACUCCCUGCUCACUGUAAGAAUCAUAAAGUUGAGAAAUGCUCAUCAGGCAGAUUUUUUAAGCCAAUCUGAUUGCUACGUGAGCCUCUGGUUGCCAUCUGCUUCAGAUGAAAAAUUUCACACCAAAACCAUCAAAGACUGCAGAAAUCCUGUGUGGAAUGAAACUUUCUACUUCCGGAUACAGAGAAAAGUCAAGAAUAUUUUGGAAAUUACUGUUUCUGAUGAUGACAUCAUUCAUGAUGAUGACAACACGAUUGUGCUUUUUGAUGUAGCUAAAAUCCCGCUUGGGGAAAGAGUGCUUAUGGCAUUCCCACUAAAUCCACAGAGGAGGGAGGAGCUGGAAGUUGAGUUUGUAUUGGAGAGCAUCCGGGGUCCUCCUGAAACCAUCAUCACAAAUGGGGCAAUAGUGUGUCGUGAAGUAGCCUGCUUGGAAGUUCACUUGGACAGAAGGAUGAAGAAGAAGCAUUCUUCAGAGAAUGAGCUAACAUUUACAGUGAGAGGAUCCUUUGAAGAAACCCAGAGAGUUUCAGUUGGCUGUGACUCCGGCUCCCCAGUCCCAGAUCCCACUCUCUUCCACUAUGCCAAAUACAAGCAGCCUUCCCUGGAUGUUUCACUCACAAAGAAGAGGAAACUUCCCACCUUUUGUGCUUGCAUGUCAUGCGGAGCAAGAAGGAGAAACGUCCCCCUGACUCUCCCUCUCAAGUCGCUCCCCUCUGAGCAGGAAGUAGUAUGUGAGCACAGAAAAUUUGAUUUGCGCUUUAAGGUGAAAGAAUGCCAGGACGACCUAGACAUACGCCUGGGCUUUGACCUGUGUGCCCAGGAACAGGAUUUCAUUCACAAGAGGAAGAAGGUGGUUGCAGCCGCUCUGAAGGACAUUCUCCAGCUGGAGGAGGACUUGCAGGAUGAUGAGGUACCUGUGGUGGCAAUCAUGACAACAGGUGGUGGAACCAGAGCUCUGACAGCCAUGUAUGCUCACCUUCUCAGUGUGCAGGAGCUGAAUGUCUUGGACUGUGUCUCAUAUAUCACUGGUUUAUCCGGCACAACAUGGACCAUGUCAAACUUGUAUGAAGAUCCUGACUGGUCCCAAAAGGAUCUUAAGGAAACACUCAAAGAUGUCCGGAAGCAUGUGCUCAAAAAUAAGUUCUUUACUUGUUUUGCCCCUGAUCGCCUGAAAUACUACUUGAAAGAGUUGUGCCAGAGGAAACAGGAAGGACAUCAAAUAUGUUUCACGGAUCUAUGGGGACUCAUCAUUGAAACCAUGUUACAUGAAAAGGAGGAGUCCUAUAAACUCACAGAUCAGCAGCAGGCACUAAACCAGGGUCAAAAUCCCAUGCCCAUCUACCUCUCUCUCAAUGUGAAGGAUAAAAUCAGCGACCAGGAUUUUAGAGAAUGGGUGGAAUUCACCCCUUAUGAGGUAGGAUUCCCGAAAUACGGGGCCUUCAUUUGUGCAGAAGAUUUUGGUAGUGAGUUCUUCAUGGGUCGCCUGAUGAAGAAAAUCCCAGAAUCCAGAAUCUGCUUUUUGGAAGGGAUCUGGAGCAGUGUAUUUUCCUUGAAUCUUAUGGAUGCUUGGUAUAUAUCUGUUCAUUCAGAAGACUUCUGGCACAAAUGGACCCGAGACAAAAUUACUGACAUAGAUGACGAAACCCUAUUCCCUACAAGACCAAAUGAGCUGGAUACUCGAGUGGUUUGUCCCACCGACAGCUUUUCAGACAUUUUCCGAGAUGUCGCCACGUUACGUCCAGCAGCUUCAGAAAUCCAUAACUUCCUGAAGGGCUUCCAGAUGAACAACAACUACCUAGAGAGCGAGUUUUCCAAAUGGAAAGACUGUGAGCUUGACUCUCAGCCCAACCACCUGACAGCAGGAACAGACUACCUCAUCCUGAUAGAUACUGCAUUUGCCUUUGCUACCAGUUACCCACCCCUUAUGAGACCGGAAAGGAAAGUGGAUGUCAUUUUGCAUUUCAACUACAGUUCAGGUUCCCAGACAGGGCCUCUGAAAGAAGCCUCUAAAUACUUUGCAAAACAGGGAAUUCCUUUCCCUACAAAGGUGCCAGAUGAUCAGGAAACCCCACAUGUGAAGGAAUGCUACAUUGUUGGUGACAAGGAGAGCCCAGAAACACCUAUUGUGAUAUUUUUCCCUCUAGUAAAUGAUACCUUCAGGGACUACAAAGCACCUGGUGUGAAACGUAGUCCUUCAGAGCUGGCAGAGGGUGAUGUUGAUGUUGCCAAUACCUGUGGUCCAUAUUACAUAAACAAUCUGAGUUAUUCAGAGGAAGAUUUUGACAAACUGGUGAACCUAAGUUACUACAACGUCCAGAACAAUAAAGAUUUGAUUCUUCAGGCCUUGCGCACCGCCGUGGAGCGGAAAAAGCAGCAUAAGAAAGAGCAACCACUGCAAAAACCUCCCGAUGGGGAUGGUAUGUGUGUGCCUGAUAGAGAGGGAACCCAGCAUUUGGCUGACUGCCCAGCACUAGGGAAUAUGAAAUAA
Haliaeetus leucocephalus (bald eagle) is the source of this 2616-nucleotide messenger RNA. RefSeq names its product cytosolic phospholipase A2 epsilon-like. Gene Ontology annotation, cellular component: cytosol. Gene Ontology annotation, molecular function: calcium ion binding; calcium-dependent phospholipid binding. NCBI's taxonomy places the organism in Eukaryota, Metazoa, Chordata, Aves, Accipitriformes, Accipitridae. Gene Ontology annotation, biological process: glycerophospholipid catabolic process. The coding region runs from base 1 to 2616 and encodes 871 amino acids. The transcript is spliced from 21 exons. The record is from RefSeq and is a predicted model, not a curated record.